AUGACUUCAAAUUAUGAACGAUUUGAAUUCGAUUCUGUCCCAGAAAAACAAUUGCCCUCGCAAAACAAAGUUUCCACAUGGAACACGUUCAAACACCACAUUCCUCGUAUUCUGAUUACGGCUUUCAUCGAUAUGUUCGUGCCACUUAUAAUUUAUUUUCUUCUUAAAAAUCGGAUUCCGUCCGUGUACGCUCUUUUACUCGCUGGUGCUCCGCCUUUCUUCAUGGUUAUAUACAAAGCUAUCCAGGAAAGUUCGUUUGAUGCAAUCGGCUUUCUUGUCUGUGCUGCGUUUUUACUCGCAGCUGUGUCUGCCGUAUUCUUCGAUGAUCCUUACAUACUCUUAUUUGAAAAGUCAUUUGUCACUGGCAUAGGAGUAGUAGCAUUUUCCAUUACAUUGAUUCCAUUCCGAUGUCACUAUUCCAGUAAAUAUCAAUGGCGACCAUUAGUGUAUUAUUUCUAUCACGAUUUAAUACCAGUAAAUCGAACGGAAUUCGGAUUACCCGAUAGUGCGUUUGAUGACGACCAAUACACAGAGCGUACGGAACUCAGAAAUGAAAUGGCAAGCAAAGGAAUAUCUCGUGCAGGAGAAGCCCGUUUAGUUUAUGCAUGGCUGUACGAGCAUUGCUCAUCGUUCCGUAUUUCAUGUUAUUUCAUGACAUCCGUCUGGGCGGUAGCCUUUUUGAGCGACUUUAUCAUCCGAUUUGCUCUCUAUGCUGCUAACGCAUCAAUAAACACGAUAUACUGA
Messenger RNA from Adineta ricciae, 744 nucleotides. NCBI's taxonomy places the organism in Eukaryota, Metazoa, Rotifera, Eurotatoria, Adinetida, Adinetidae. The record is from the annotation of a GenBank genome assembly.